CCAAAAUCCUCUCAUGAUCAAAACCCAGAUUUUCAUUCUUGAGGUUUUCCUGGAAAUUUUUUGAAAAUCGUACGUCAUGAGAUCAACUAAAACCCAUCAAAUUUUCAGCCUGAAGCUUCUCCUUCUUGGAGUGUUGCUAGCUUUUAUCGUCCUCUUCUUGUUAAGAACAAACUUGUCAUCAGCAGAUUAUUCCAAACAGAGCAGUAAUGACAACACAUUAUCACGAAAAACCCUAGUAGCGAACAAGGAAUCAUCAGCAAAAGAAGAAAACGACAAUAAUUGCCCUCAAACGACAGCAUGCACCAAAAUCCCACCCUCAUUAGCCCAAACCCUAAUCCACUACACAACCUCCACAAUCACCCCUCAACAAACCCUAAAAGAGAUCUCGGUCACUGCGGGGGUGCUCGAGAAGCGGUCCCCUUGCAACUUCCUCGUGUUCGGGCUCGGGCACGACAGCCUCAUGUGGGCCGCCCUCAACCACGGCGGGCGGACGGUGUUUCUAGAGGAGGAUGAGGCUUGGAUCGAGCAAAUAAGGCGGCGGUUCCCCACCCUCGACACGCACCACGUGAGGUACGAAAGCAAGGUCAACGAGGCGGAGGGGCUGAUGGACGUCGGGAAGGGACCGGAGUGCACCGCCGUCGGCGACCCCAGGUACUCGAUGUGCCUGCUAGCCCUAAAGGGCUUGCCUAGUGAAGUGUAUGAGACAAAAUGGGACUUGAUCAUGGUUGAUGCACCAACCGGGUACUAUGAGGAGGCUCCAGGAAGAAUGACGGCUAUAUUUACGGCUGGGAUGAUGGCCAGAAAUAGAGAAGAAGGAUCAGAGACUGAUGUAUUUGUACAUGAUGUUAAUAGGGUUGUGGAGGAUAAAUUCUCAAAGGCUUUUCUUUGUGAGGGUUAUAUGAGGGAACAAGAGGGAAGGUUGAGGCACUUCCGGAUUCCUAGUCACAGGGAUGACACUCAGAGGCCUUUUUGCCCAACAUUAGAGUAAUUCUAAUUACACUCUCUUUUUCAU
Morus notabilis is the source of this 1012-nucleotide messenger RNA. Its product is annotated as glucuronoxylan 4-O-methyltransferase 1. The transcript has a single exon. Bases 77 to 988 code for a protein of 303 amino acids. The record is from RefSeq and is a predicted model, not a curated record. Lineage: Eukaryota; Viridiplantae; Streptophyta; Magnoliopsida; Rosales; Moraceae. Gene Ontology annotation, biological process: xylan biosynthetic process.